AUGAAUAGUGAACUUGAGGCUCUCACGGACUGGACUGUGAAUCAUGUUAGAAUUAACGAAACGAAAUCCAAGGCAAUGAUUAUUGGCUACUCUAAACUCAUGACUCGCCGAGAUUUCGACUUUGAUAAUAGACCGUACAUCAAAAUAAACGACAAAAAUUUGAAUUACAGUGACUUUGUUACAAAUCUGGGACUGAUUAUAGACAAAACACUCGACUGGACGACACAAAUCAACACCACCUGUAAUAAGGUGUUUGCAGGUAUCCACUCGCUUAAGAAGGUUAGUGACUUCAUUCCACUUCAUGUGAAAGUUAUGCUGGUUGAGUCAUCAAUUUUCUCAUAUUUCUCUUACGGUGACAUUGUGAUCAAUGACAUGACUGUGGCCUUGUCUGAGCGACUGCAGAGGACUCAGAACUAUUGCAUCCGGUUCUUCUUCAAUCUAAGAAGAGAUGAUCAUAUCACCCCAUUAUUCCAGCAACUACAUGUGCCAAAGCUCAAGCAAAUGAGGAUAUAUCACAUUCUGAUGCUGCUUCAUGACCUAUGA
This is a messenger RNA of Nilaparvata lugens (brown planthopper), 543 nucleotides long. RefSeq lists its product as uncharacterized. NCBI's taxonomy places the organism in Eukaryota, Metazoa, Arthropoda, Insecta, Hemiptera, Delphacidae. The transcript has a single exon. The record is from RefSeq and is a predicted model, not a curated record. The coding region runs from base 1 to 543 and encodes 180 amino acids.